AUGAAAGAUGCUUCCGUUCCUGAUGACAACCCAUGCCUGGUGUGCACGUGCAACAAAGGGAAUGUGGAUUGCAAAAAGAAAGAUUGCGCCAAACCCACGUGCCAGUAUCCAUAUAUCCCUGUCGGCCAAUGCUGUCCCGUCUGCAAUAACGGUUGUGUGGUCGAUGGAGUUAACCACGAAGAAGGUGAAGAAGUGCUGGCCGAUGACCCAUGUGACAUCUGCACGUGCUCCCAGGGUGACGUCGACUGCAUGCCCCGCGCAUGCGACCCGCUCACGUGCACGAACACCUACGUGCCGUACGGAGAAUGUUGUCCAGUCUGUAGAAAAGGUUGUACACUAAAUGGAGUGAACUACAAUGAAGGUGACACCGUCCCAGAUGAUAACCCGUGUGCCAAGUGCAAGUGCAUGAACGGUGACGUUACGUGCUCGUACACAAACUGCACCAAUCCGAAUUGCGACAACAGCUACACGCCGAAGGGAGAAUGUUGCCCAAAAUGCGUCGAAGGAUGUGAAAUGAAUGGCGUUACGUACAAGGAAGGCCAAACGGUCCCAGACGAAAACCCAUGCGCAAACUGCGUGUGUCGGAACGGCCUCGUCCGCUGUAACUACACCACUUGCGAACCGUUGACCUGUGCAAACAAGGUGAAACCGGCCGGUAAAUGUUGUCCCGAAUGUAGAGAAGGUUGCGUGAGGAACGGAAAGACAUACAAGGAAGGAGAAACGGUCCCGGAUGACAACCUAUGCGCUUCGUGCACGUGUCAGAAAGGUGACGUCACGUGCACUUACACCACGUGCACCACACUGACGUGUAAGGACCAGUACCGACCCCAGGGCGAGUGUUGUGCCAAAUGCAGGGAGGGCUGUGUCAUGAGCGGGAAGACAUACAAGGAAGGGGAAAGCGUCCCAGACGACAACCCGUGUGCGACUUGCACGUGCAAAGGUGGCGAGGUCGAAUGUAGCUACAAGACGUGCGUGGCGUUACCUUGCGCCAACACAUAUAUACCGAGCGGCGAGUGCUGUCCGGCAUGCAAGGAAGGCUGCGAGAAAGAUGGAAAGAAAUACAAGGAGGGCGAGUCAAUUCCGGGCAACAACGCUUGCGAAAACUGCAAAUGCACACAGGGCAAUGUUGUCUGCACGUACACAUCCUGUCAAACACUAACUUGUACCAACAAAGUCACCACCCCCGGAAAAUGCUGUCCGGAUUGUGUCCAAGUAUGCAAAAUGAACGGAAAGGACUACAAAGAAGGUGAGAACGUGCCCAGCGAUAACCCGUGCCAAACCUGCACGUGCCGAAACGGUGACGUCGACUGCGUGUAUACCGUCUGCGUACCGCCCACGUGUCCUAACACGUAUACACCAAAAGGCAAAUGUUGCCUGGAGUGCGUGCAGGGCUGUACAAUGAAUGGCAAGACGUACAAAGACGGCGAUGCUGUUCCGACCAAGGAUCCAUGCGAGAAUUGUACGUGCAACAACGGAGAUGUGGACUGCGACUUCACGGCAUGUGCCCCGCCGCCUUGCGACGUAUCAUACACACCAGCCGCCAAGUGCUGCCCCGUGUGUAGAACGGAUUGCGUUCGAAACGAGAAGACAUACAAGGACGGUGAGAGCGUUCCAGACGACAACCCAUGCGCCACGUGCAAGUGCGCGAAGGGCGUGGUCAAGUGCGGCUACAAGGACUGCACACCUUUGACGUGCGCAGCUUUGUACAAACCAAAGGGAGAGUGUUGUGCGAAAUGCAAGGAAGGUUGUGAAAAGAACGGACAGAAGUAUGAGCACGGUAGGUAA
Messenger RNA from Dreissena polymorpha, 1785 nucleotides. Its product is annotated as kielin/chordin-like protein. The record is from RefSeq and is a predicted model, not a curated record. Gene Ontology annotation, molecular function: protein binding. NCBI's taxonomy places the organism in Eukaryota, Metazoa, Mollusca, Bivalvia, Myida, Dreissenidae. The coding region runs from base 1 to 1785 and encodes 594 amino acids. The transcript has 21 exons.